Messenger RNA from Suillus discolor, 411 nucleotides. RefSeq lists its product as uncharacterized. Lineage: Eukaryota; Fungi; Basidiomycota; Agaricomycetes; Boletales; Suillaceae. The record is from RefSeq and is a predicted model, not a curated record. Gene Ontology annotation, molecular function: CoA-ligase activity. The coding region runs from base 1 to 411 and encodes 136 amino acids. The transcript is spliced from 3 exons.
AUGAGCCGAGCGAACUUCUCGUCCGUGGCUCUGGGAUACAAGGGAAACGAUAAGGCGACUCGGGAAACGUUUGUCGAUGGAUGGAUGUGCACAGGCGACCAGAUGCGGAUCGAUGAAAACGAGAUACUUUGCAUACUAGAGUCGAUCUGCUCUGACACGCUCAAAAUUGCAGGGAUGCAAGUAUCUCCCGUCAAAAUCGAGAACAUGAUCCUGGCGCAAUCCGACAAGCUCAUUACUAAUAUAAGCGUCGCGGGUGUUUCAGGUGGGCGCACCCCGGACGAGCGCAUGCUGCGCGCGUGGAUCGUGCUAUCCCCUGCGGGCGCAGUGUCGUGUAAGAAAGAGGUUGUGACACAGCUCGAUGCAUGGGUGCAGAAGCACCUGACUCGGUAUAAGUGGUUGAGGAGGCAUUAG